AUGGGGAAGGCGGGGAGGUGGCUCAGGAACUUCUUGGCCGGCGGCAGGAAGGAUGGGAAGAGGGACAGGCCGCACGCCGAGGCCACGCCGGGACCGGGGCCUGCGGCGACGCCCAAGGAAAAGAGGUGGAGCUUCCGGCGGCCGGUGGUGCUGACGCCGGAGCAGACUGGACGCGUCGUGCUGCCGGCUGAGGCCGACAGCUUUGGUGCGUCUCGGUCGUCCGCGACAUCGCAGGUUGGGUACGACGAGAAGAAGCACGCCGUGGCGGUGGCUGUGGCGAGCGCGACCGCCGCAGACGUGGCGGGCGCCGCGGCGCAGGCGGCGGCCACUGUGGCACGUCUGUCUUCCCGCAAGGCGCCGCACCUGACGCCGCCGGCGAGCCUCCUCGCCGAGGCGGCGGCGGCUGUGAGGAUUCAGGCAUCCUUCAGAGGCUAUCUGGCGAGAGCGGCGCUGUGCGCGCUGAGGGGCAUCGUGAAGCUGCAGGCGCUGGUGCGCGGUCAGCUGGUGAGGAAGCAGGCCAAGGCCACGCUCCGGUGCAUGCAGGCCCUGCUCGCGGCGCAGUCCCAGCUGCGCGCGCAGCGCAUGCGCUUCCUUCAAGUCCAAGACCACCACGCCCACCACACAACGCCGCCUAGACCACGACCGUCGUCGCAGCACUCGAGGCACCGCAGAUCGUCCUACGAGAUGGACCGGUCGAGCGAGGAGAAUGUGAAGAUCGUCGAGAUGGACAGCGGCGAGCAGCCAGCGCGGCGCGGCGGGGCGAAGGGCGGCGACAGGCAGUUCUCCUCCGUCGAGUACCACCACGGCGGCAGGUGCUCGCCGGCGCCGUCGGCCAUGACGGAGCUGAGCCCGAGGGCGAGCAGCUGGCACGUGGAGGACCACCUGUCCUUCGGGACGGCGCACAGCAGCCCGCACUCCCACUCCCACAACGCGACGGCGGCCAUGGCGGAGCCAGCGGCGUCGGACUUGCCGUUCCCGAGCUACAUGAGCAACACCGAGUCGUCGAGGGCCAAGGCGCGGUCCCAGAGCGCGCCGAGGCAGCGCGCGGCCGCGGAGGCGCUGGAGCGGCAACCGAGCAGGAGGAAGGGGGCGGAGCACAGGAGCGUGCCGCGGGGCGCCAGGAUGCAGCGGUCGUCGUCGCAGCAGCAGGCCGGGUCGGCGCCGCGCCAGUCGCCCUUCUUCCACCGGCCGUGGUCGUCGUCGACGUCGGUGAGGCUGGACACGUCGACGGCGUCGCUCAAGGACAGCGAGUGCGGGUCCACCACCAGCUCCGUGGUCACCGCGGCCACCACCGUGUCCACCGUCUACAGCCGGACCCGCUCGCUCGUCGGAUUCGAGGUGACAAUUCUACACUCAAGCAUCUUACGGAUCGAUCAACUGCACAUAACCACUGCUGUUAUUUUAUCGUGGCAUGUCUUUUUUUUUUCAGGUGCGCAGGAGCCUGUAUUGAUGAGUUGCAACAUAAGAAGCCACAUCGGGAGCUUCAUGAAAUGCUCAUGA
Molecule: messenger RNA, 1500 nt
Organism: Triticum turgidum subsp. durum (durum wheat)
Lineage: Eukaryota; Viridiplantae; Streptophyta; Magnoliopsida; Poales; Poaceae
Source: the annotation of a GenBank genome assembly